Messenger RNA from Myxocyprinus asiaticus (Chinese sucker), 1264 nucleotides. RefSeq names its product B-cell receptor CD22-like. NCBI's taxonomy places the organism in Eukaryota, Metazoa, Chordata, Actinopteri, Cypriniformes, Catostomidae. The transcript is spliced from 10 exons. Bases 35 to 1171 code for a protein of 378 amino acids. The record is from RefSeq and is a predicted model, not a curated record.
UUUGCUUUGAAUGAUGGUGAAAGCUCAUAGGUAAAUGAGGAAGGAUUGGCAUCCAGGUGUUGCUAUGGUGAUGUCAGUCAGAAUGGCUCCUCUUCCUCUGAUUUUUCUGCUCAUGAUUCAGGGGGUUUGUAGUGCUGAUGAUUGGGGUGUGAGUUAUAGCUCUUCAAACAUCUGUGCACUAAAGGGCUCAUCAGUGAUAAUGUCCUGCACUUAUAAAUACCCUCCUGGAUAUAAGAUCAAGAAAGUGUUCUGGACCAAAUUUAUCGAAAAGGGUGUAGAGUUUCCAGAUCUGUUUAAUGACCCUGAAUACAGUCAGAGGAUUCAGUAUCUGGGAGAUAAACGGCAGAUCUGCACCAUCAGACUGAAUGAUGUGACACAGAAGGAUUCACACGAGUACUAUUUCAGAUUCAUUACUGAUAAACCCGAUGGAAGAUGGAUUGGUAAACCUGGAGUGACUCUUGAUAUCACAAAUCUUCAUGUGGAGUCUCCUGAGAGCGUGACAGAGGGAGAUACAGUCAGUCUGACAUGUAAAAGCACCUGUAAUCUGACUGACAGAGCAACAUUCAUCUGGUUGAAAAACACACAGUCAUUAACUGAGAGAAACAAUAAACUCCUCCUGCAGUCAGUCAGAAGAGAGGAUGCAGGCAGAUAUAGCUGUGCUGUACACGGACACAAACUCACAUCACCUCAUGUUUAUCUCAAUGUCACAUAUUCCCCAAAGGAGACGUUUGUUGUGGUGAGUCCAUCUGGUGAAAUAGUUUUGGGUGAUUCAGUGACUCUGACCUGCAGCAGUGAUUCAAACCCACCUGUUCUGAACUACACCUGGUUUAAGGAGAAUGAAAGCUCAGCUGUUGGAUCUGGACAGAGUUACAGUGCACUACAGAGUGGAUUCUUCUACUGUGUAGCUCAGAAUCAACAUGGAUCUCAGAGAUCAGCUGCUGUACAAGUCACUGUUAAAGGAAAUGCACUAUACAUAUUUUUGGGAGCUGUGACGUGUGGAGCUGCAGUUGUUGUCAUUGCAAUGCUAAUUUGGUGGAUGAAAAAGAGAAAUGAUACACCAGAGUCUCAGAUUGAUCAUCCCAGCCCCUGUCAUAAAACCUGUGAUGUUGAACUGAAUGAUUCAGUGUACGAGAAUGCUGACCCUGAUGAGGAUAUAUAUCAGAAUAUAUAGGUGAUUAUUCAGCUGAAAGUUAAACCAAAAUGCAUGAAAUUCCAUGUAAACCCUGGGAAUGAUUCUAUUACUAUGACAAAAAUUUUAUACACC